This is a messenger RNA of Metarhizium album ARSEF 1941, 1569 nucleotides long. Its product is annotated as Taurine catabolism dioxygenase TauD/TfdA. Gene Ontology annotation, biological process: carnitine biosynthetic process. The transcript has a single exon. The record is from RefSeq and is a predicted model, not a curated record. The coding region runs from base 1 to 1569 and encodes 522 amino acids. Gene Ontology annotation, molecular function: oxidoreductase activity. Lineage: Eukaryota; Fungi; Ascomycota; Sordariomycetes; Hypocreales; Clavicipitaceae. Gene Ontology annotation, cellular component: mitochondrion.
AUGCGCGGCAGCCGCCUUGGCACCAGCCUCCCCCCACAAGUUGCACAAGGUGCACAACUCUCACGACUAUCGCUCUUCUCCCCCCUCUCUUCUGCUAGGUCGAGUCAACUCCUUCGCAACAUCCACAACAGGUCAUCGCCCGCCACGAAACUCAAUCUUCCAUCCGGCCAAGUCACCAGCACCAUCGCUCCCCUAUCAUCCAAGUAUUGGCCCAAGUACCAAAUCCCCGAGGGCGCACCACAGCUCAUCUACGAACCCAAAGACGCCGGCCCCCUCACAAUCUCCUGGACAAACAAACAUGUCUUGAUUCAAGAUGGACCCGGUGCUGCGCCCAGGGCUCUCAGACCCGUCAACCUCCGAGAUAGCUGCAUCUGUCCAGCAUGCAAAGACGCCUCGUCGGGACAAAAGAGCUUCGCGAGCACCGAAAUCCCCUCCAACAUAGAAAUCUCGUCGGUCCGGCCAACAGACGCCGGACUGGGCAUCCGCUUCUCCAACGACAUGCCCCGACUCCCCGACCACGAAACGCUCCUCGCCUGGCACCAUCUCCGUGCCCCCCGCAAGCGAAACCCAUCGAGCCCAGCCUCCAAAAGCACCAUCCUGGCCCGCACCGGCGUGCAGUACUGGGACGCGGCCACUCUUCCCAAGCACAUGCGCAAAAUCGACUACGCCGACUUCAUGGCCGGCGGCGCGCCCUUCUGGGACGUGGUCAUCGACCUCUGCCGCCUCGGAAUAGUGUACCUGAAAAACGUGCCGCGCGACGAGUCCUCCGUCGUGCUCAUCACCACCCGCAUCGCCAACAUCCGCGAGACGCUGUACGGACGCACCUUUGACGUGCGCGCCAAGCCCGACGCCGAAAACGUCGCCUACACAAGCGGCUACCUCGGCCUGCACCAGGACCUGUGCUACCUGCGCCCGCCGCCCAUGAUCCAGGUCCUGCACUGCAUGGACAACUCCUGCAGCGGCGGCGAGUCGCUCUUCAGCGACGGCGAGCGCGUCGGCCGCCUCCUGUGGCCGUUUGUCUCCGCCGGCGCGGGCCGCAUGGCCAGCCUGGCCGAGCACAAGGUGCCCUACCAGUACGACAAGCACGGCCACUUUUACCACGCGGACCGGAGCGUGGUUGACGGCGACGGCGGGCGCUUCCGGGGCGUGUACUGGUCGCCGCCCUUCCAGGGGGGGUACACGGACGGCAACGCCGAGGCCACCGCCGGCGACGACAUGACGGCCUGGAUCGAGGCGGCGAGAGUGUUUGAGGCGCUGGUGAGCGACGGCCGCGCCGUGCACCGACACAAGAUGGCCGAGGGCGAGUGCGUGCUGUUUGACAACCUGCGCGUCAUGCAUGGCCGGACGGCGUUUGAUGCCGCCCGCGGCGGCGCGCGGUGGUUGCGCGGCGCCUACAAUGCCGCCGAGGACUUCCUCAGCACGGCUGCGCACAUUCCCGAGGGCCAGGCCGACUUAUGUAGGGGGAGCGAGGAGUGGAGUGAUGACCAGGCACAGGCGGAGUUGCGCCGUAGUGAGUGGUGGCCCGAUGUCGUGAGGAGGGUGAGGGAGGUCGAGAGGGCCUUGGGCUGA